Molecule: messenger RNA, 1067 nt
Organism: Salvia splendens (bonfire salvia)
Lineage: Eukaryota; Viridiplantae; Streptophyta; Magnoliopsida; Lamiales; Lamiaceae
Product: OVARIAN TUMOR DOMAIN-containing deubiquitinating enzyme 12
Exons: 10
Coding region: 213-899 (228 amino acids)
Biological process (GO): protein deubiquitination
Molecular function (GO): cysteine-type deubiquitinase activity
Source: RefSeq, a predicted model, not a curated record
CAACUCGUUUUGGCGUGUAAAUUAGUCAGCUGCGAAAGCAAAACGGAUGUGACGCGUAGGCGCAGCGGAGGAGAGAGCUUCCAAAUUUCAAAUCAAAAUCAAUCCUCUUUCGCAGCUGAAUCCGCCAGCGAUCAUCCGUAGAUUGCAAUUUCUCAGUAGCCUGCUGUUUUAGUUUAGCUACGAAAAAAAUCUACUACUACUAUAUUCCACCAAUGAGAAAUGGAACAACUUAUAGCGAUGGUGCUUCAAGUUCAACUUCAACUUCUUUAAGCAGUCAGCAAGAUGUGGAGGAUGAUAGGAUGAUUGCUGUCGUUCUUUCUGAAGAAUAUGCAAAAUUAGAUGGUGCAGUUGGUCGACGGCUGACCAAUCUUGCCCCUGUUCCUCAUGUUCCAAGAAUAAUUUUGCACUUUCCUUCAACAAGUGAUUCAAAUUUGGAUUACCAACGGCUCCUUCAGAGGAUAAAUGUCUAUGGUUUAUACGAAGUAAGGGUUUCUGGAGACGGGAAUUGUCAGUUCCGUGCACUUUCAGAUCAGAUUUAUAGAUCUCCUGAGCACCACAAGCACGUGCGCAAAGAGGUUGUGAAACAGCUUAAAGAUAACAAUGCUCUCUAUGAAGCUUAUGUACCUAUGAACUUCAAACGCUAUUACAAGAAAAUGGCUAAGUCUGGUGAAUGGGGAGACCAUGUUACACUACAAGCAGCAGCUGAUAAAUUUGCAGCAAAGAUCUGUUUAUUAACAUCAUUCAGAGAUACUUGCUUCAUCGAAAUUGUUCCACAGCAUCAGGCCCCUGCACGAGAGCUUUGGCUGAGCUUUUGGUCCGAGGUGCAUUACAAUUCACUCUAUGAACUACGAGAUGCUCCGGCGCAGCUCAAGCCGAAGAAGAAACACUGGUUGUUCUAACUGUAAGUGGUGUGUGCGCAUUGCAGACUUGCAGAGGAAUUCCCAAAUCGCUGAAAAUUUGUGGAUUUCUUUACCGUUUUAUUUCCUCCUCCUCUACCAAUACUAUGAGCCCAUUGUAUUAUUUUAUAAAAAUUUAUAUAUAAUACUCACUAUACCCCUUUAUUUAAA